UGAAGUAUAAAUAUUAAAUUGGGUGAGAGAUCAAGAUCAUUUCUAACUCAUAUUUGCCGUUCAGCAAUGGCUGUUUGUAAAGAUGGGCUGAUCGGAAAACAAAAUAGAAUUGGAGGACUUCUUUGAGGUGACGGAAGAAAGGACCAAAAUCGAUAUUCCCAUUUGGAGCUAUUUGAAAUUUCACUGCACGCGCUUUCAGAUCCAAUAAUGAGUGCUGCUGUAUCCGAAGGUGAGCAAGUUAAAUUGUUGAUAAAGACAGUUGAUUUUGCAGCUAAGAAGCACGCUGCUCAAAGAAGGAAAGAUGCAGAGAAGACACCGUAUAUAAAUCAUCCAGUGGGUGUGGCUAAUAUUCUGGCUAAUGAAGGAGGAGUAAGUGACGUCACAGUGUUGCAGGCAGCACUUCUGCAUGACACUGUAGAAGAUACCGACACUUCGUACGAGGAACUGGUGGCCUACUUCGGAGAGACAGUGGCCAAUAUUGUGAUGGAAGAGACUGACGAUAAAACACUGCCUAAAGCUGAGAGGAAGCAAAAGCAGGUAGAAAGAAUAGAAAAGAUGUCGAGGGAAGCCAAAAUGGUCAAGCUAGCUGAUAAACUGUACAACCUCAGGGAUCUGAACAGAGCCACUCCCGAGGGGUGGAGCGAGGAGAGGGUGGGGGAGUACUUCAAGUGGGCUAAGAGUGUCACAGGGCAGAUACAGGGUGUGAACCAAGCGCUGGAGUUGGAGUUGAACAAAGUUUACGAUGCACGCAAUGUGUGAUCAUGUGCUUGAUGGUGGCUGAAUAUUAUUUUACACCAGAGUCUAUUUUGUCCAUAAUUUUUAUGAUUAUUAUCGAGAAGUUUCUAUCUUUGUGUAUCUUCCUUUAUUUAUUUGAGCACCAUGAUAUUAUGCGUGAGUUCAAAUAUUCAAAAUAA
Symsagittifera roscoffensis is the source of this 914-nucleotide messenger RNA. RefSeq names its product guanosine-3',5'-bis(diphosphate) 3'-pyrophosphohydrolase MESH1-like. Lineage: Eukaryota; Metazoa; Xenacoelomorpha; Acoela; Convolutidae. The transcript has 4 exons. The record is from RefSeq and is a predicted model, not a curated record. Bases 208 to 759 code for a protein of 183 amino acids. Gene Ontology annotation, molecular function: guanosine-3',5'-bis(diphosphate) 3'-diphosphatase activity.